This is a messenger RNA of Penicillium crustosum, 1173 nucleotides long. Its product is annotated as F-box domain protein. The transcript is spliced from 2 exons. Bases 1 to 1173 code for a protein of 390 amino acids. The record is from RefSeq and is a predicted model, not a curated record. NCBI's taxonomy places the organism in Eukaryota, Fungi, Ascomycota, Eurotiomycetes, Eurotiales, Aspergillaceae.
AUGACUUCUCAGCGAUAUGUGCACCUCCCUACAGAGAUCUUAAUGCACAUCGCCAAAUUGAUUUUUGAUGAUUGGCUUGAUUGUUGUGCCGAUUUUCCCCACCCCCAAGUCACGCUUCAAAAGUUCUGUGCGGUCUCUCGUCAGUGGUACUCUGCUGGCAUCGAAUUUCUCUACUGCCGACCUCAACUUAGCAAAGGGAAUAGCUUCUCGCUCUUUGUCAACACCGUGUGCCCACCAAUUCGCUCUCGAGGACGUAAAGCGGACCUAGGAUCGCUCGUUCAGUUCCUGAACCUCGAGGCAUUGGUACAUCAUAGCUCCAAUAGCGUGACGGCACGGCUUCUAGGUCGAGUGAAGAAGAAUCUGAAGGCUUUUGUUGCUCCAAGAGUCUCUUUCUCGAUCAACAGCCUGGCGCCAUUAGCAAAAUGCAAAGAGCUUGCCCACCUUAGCCUUAAGUUGGUAGCCGAGCCAAUUCCGCUUUCUGCUAUUAAGAAAGCCAUCAGCAAUCUCGACAAACUGCGAUACCUCGAGCUUCCAUCUUCGAUGUUCAUCACGGACGACGGUUCCAGUGAAGAUUGGCCACCCAAUCUGGAGUCCAUCAAGGUUGGCGGGCAAUUUUAUGCCGAGGAAAUGUUUUAUUUCAGGUGGCCCCGCAACUUGACAGAGUUGAAAUUGUGUGGUUGCGAAGAUCUAGACACGCCCGUUUUGGAACAUAUCGUGAUGAACGAGCAGAUCCGCACCACGCUUACUAAAUUGAGCAUCCACCGUUUGAAUGGCAAGAUGUUUAAGCAUGGACCAACUCAGAUCUUAACAGAACUCGAUAAGUUGCAUUCUCUUCAGAUACCCGUUGAUCUGCUUUACCAUUUACUCAUUCUUCCUGCGUUUGAUCCAGGGGACUUUCCGUCGUCGAUCCGUGAGCUAGAGCUCACGGCACCAUAUGACGAGAAUUUUCCUAUGGUGAUGGAUCCCGAUCAUAUUUGCAAGGCCUUGAAAUUCAAUCUUUCUCGGGUGUGCUAUCUUGGUAUCAGCCCUGGUUGUCUUCAAGUAAUACCUGAAGCAACACAUGCCAAAAUUGACAGGUUUGUGUGGAAGAACAUUGAUAAGUGUCCUGAUGAGGAACUUGAUUCUUUGUGUGACUUUGGUCUCGUUGUCAUGGAUCAGGAGCCAGUUUGUUAA